Messenger RNA from Ruditapes philippinarum (Manila clam), 4182 nucleotides. RefSeq lists its product as uncharacterized. The transcript has 21 exons. NCBI's taxonomy places the organism in Eukaryota, Metazoa, Mollusca, Bivalvia, Venerida, Veneridae. The record is from RefSeq and is a predicted model, not a curated record. The coding region runs from base 324 to 3317 and encodes 997 amino acids.
GUUCUUAUAAGCUUGACUACUUAUCCAUACUUUUUGUGGCAUUCAAAAUGAACGAAAUUUCCAAUUUUCGUUGAUUAUAUUUUUUCUUGUUCUAUUUUUUUCUAAAGCCGGGACACAUACACAUAAUAGUAAACUAAAAAAGAAGAUGGUAGCUUGUGGAUAUAUAGAAGGAAACAGAGGGGCCAUAGGACAGAGCCUUGGGGCACUCCAGAGGUAACUGGAACUUCUGAUAAGCAGUCACUAUCCACAACUAUUGUCUGUACUGUCUGUCUACGGCCAAUAAGGAAGGGCUGUAUCCAGUUUAGAAUUUAAGGACAAACACCAUGUUCUUGAAGGUGAACACGAAGCCUAAUUCAACGGUUACUAUGGAAGUGACACCUUAUGAGGUAAUUCCGGAGUGCUAUCCUCGGUUCAAGAAUGCCGACAAACGCAUAUGUGACAUUACCGAUAGGACAAACAAGCUUUUAUUAGACACAUUUGUACCAACUCUGGUCCGGAAGACUUUUCCAAAACGAAACAUUUGUCACAAUGUUAAACUUUAUCUGUGUAAAAUGGAAGAAGACAAGAUGAAUCUGAAUGUAGAAAACUUUGUUAUGAAAAAUGAAAGCUACACCACUAAACAAACUCACAAAUAUAGAAAUGCUGGACAGUUUCUCACUGAAAAUAGAAAUUCCUUUGACUCGACCACAGUCUUAGUUUUUCAAGCAUGCCAGGAUCUGGGUCAUGAACUCGAGAAAUUUCUACAACCAGGACCGUCCGUCAUCAUUGUUACAUGUUUAAAAGAAGGGCAAGACGCGGAAAAUCAAUACGACCAUCUAAACUGCAAGACAGUGCCAUCAGAAGAAAACAUUGCUGAAGUGAUAGGCUCUUUGCUAGAACAAAUGGCGUUCAAACCAAUGAAAGAAAUGUUCGAAUACAUCAGAGGUCUGUGUUAUGAAAAUCACAGCAGUAGUAUUGUCACUAAACUAGAUCGUAGUGAACCUGAACAAAUGCUAGAUACGAAUGGAUCCUUGUGUAAUGAAGGAAAAUUGGCAAAACUUUUAAGUUCUACGAAUGAUUCGCACAAUAAAAAAAGAAAAUUGGAAACAAGCACUGAAAAAGGAACGUGUACCACCCCCAGACAAGAAGUGAAUGGAUUUGCAAGACAGUGCAAUGAAAUUGAAGAGAAUGAAGUGGCAAAACAGGAAGCAAAACUAUUAGGUUCUACGAAUGAUUCGCACAAUAAAAAAAGAAAACUGGAAACAAGCACUGAAAAAGGAACGUGUACCACCCCCAGACAAGAAGUGAAUGGAUUUGCAAGACAGUGCAAUGAAAUUGAAGAGAAUGAAGUGGCAAAACAGGAAGCAAAACUAUUAGGUUCUACGAAUGAUUCGCACAAUAAAAAAAGAAAACUGGAAACAAGCACUGAAAAAGGAACGUGUACCACCCCCAGACAAGAAGUGAAUGGGUUUGAAAGACAGUGCAAUGAAAUUGAAGAGAAUGAAAUGGCAAAACAGGAAGUAUCAAAACCAUCAAGUCCUACGAAUGACUCGCACAAUGAAGAAAGAAAAUUGCAAACAUGCACUGAAACAGGAACGUGUGCCUCUUCCAGUGACGACAGUCGAAAAUUAAAUGGGCUUGUCAGAGAGUGCAAUGAAAUUGAAGAGAAUGAAAUUGCAAAACAGGAAGUAUCAAAAAUAUCAAGUUCUAUGAAUGACCCGCACAAUGGAAAAAGAAGAUUGCAGACAAGCAGUGAAACAGGAACGUGUACCUCUUCCAGUGACGGCAGUCGAAAAUUGAAUGGACUUGUCAGAGUGUGCAAUGAAAUUGAAGAGAAUGAAAUUGCAAAACGGGAAGUAUCAAAACCAUCAAGUUCUACGAAUGACUCGCACAACGAAGAAAGAAAAUUGCAAACAUGCACUGAAACAGGAACGUGUGCCUCUUCCAGUGACGACAGUCGAAAAUUAAAUGGACUUGUCAGAGAGUGCAAUGAAAUUGAAGAGAAUGAAAUGGCAAAAGAGGAAGUAUCAAAACUAUCAAGUUCUACGAAUGACUCGCGUAAUGAAGAAAGAAAAUUGAAAACAUGCACUGAAACAGGAACGUGUGCCUCUUCCAAUGACGACAGUCGAAAAUCAAAUGGACUUGUCAGAGAGAGCAAUGAAAUUAAAGAGAAUGAAAUUGCAAAACGGGAAGGACUUGUCAGAGAGUGCAAUGAAAUUGAGGAGAAUGAUAUGGCAAAACAGGAAGACGAAAAGUCAAAUAGAAAAUUUCGAGAAAGCAAAGAAGAUUUUCAACGUUUAUUAGGGGAAAUGAUUGGAAUGUAUAGAAGAAGCAGACUUCCUGAAACUUUAAAACCACAUCUAGAUGGCCCAUGGGGAAAAGAAAGUGAUCAGGUUAUAAGGAGUUUGUACCGAUUAAGCCCGUCAGUUAGAGGGUACAGUUACAAGUUUAUCACAAGACUACAAAUCCACGUUUUUGGCAAUGAUAUUGAAAAGCUGAGACCGAAAAUUGCAGAAAUACUUAACAACCAUGGGAUUAAAUCAGACUCUUAUGAUGUCGUCCCACCGCUUGAUGAUGUCAAGCAAUUUAGCAAAAUACUUUCCGGGUCGAGGGUGGAAGUGGAUGAAAGCAAGCACUUUGGCAGUUUAACAAGUUUUGUGAAAAUGACACCAAAGACACAGAAAACGAAAACGUACUGUUCACUUGCAUCAAAACAUCUGCUUCAAGGACAAAAAACGCUUGAUAUUUUGAGCAAAGAACGAACUUUAAAAGCUGAUGUUAUUGAAAAAACGGCUCCUCUUGGUGACUUGAAUAUGCUGUUUGAUAUUGCUGCAGCCAGAAUUAAGAAGGAAGAUGAAUUGCACUGUGACGGUAGAUUCAAAACAGAGAAUGGAACGUUAAUGAAGGGCAAGAUGAAUAAAGAUGAUUCAAUUGAUUGUCUACACGUGCACAUGUAUGGGGCUGAAACACCAUUUAGUCGUGGAAUCAUCGCUACCACACAAUAUAUUAACAUACACUCUUCUGUAAAUGGAGAAGAGUCGCAACCAGAAGCCGUGGAAGACGAUAUAAAUGAGGUUAAUAGAUUUAUAUAUGUUCAAAGUAGAGACAAAACCAAGCCAUUUUGUAAACAAGGUGACAGUGGAGCUAUGGUAUGUGCCGACCACGAAGAAGAUAAUCAUGUUGAAUUGAUUUCAAGUGUGAUUGGAGGACCUUUAAUUGUUAAAAACAAAGAUGGGAAAAACAUGAUUACCGAUUCUUACCAAACCCUUAGGCUAAGAAGUGGCGUUGAUUAUUUAGAAAAGUUAACUCAAAGUGACAUUGAAUUUUUUGAUUCAUAAAGUCAAAGAAGUAAAUGUGCUCGAAAAAUGACCUGUUAUUUUGACAAAAUGUAGUUAUGAACUCAAUAUUUUAAUCGCACGCUCAUAAUUAUAUUUAUAACAGAUUUUAUUUCAAAAUCUUCUUGAAGAUCUAUAUUGUAUUUUUAUCAGUUAUGAUCAAAUUAAGAGUUCUUAUACAUUUCUUACCUAUAUUUAAAUUCAUACAUUCUUGCUUCAGUUUAAUGAACCUUUUUCCAUAUCUAAAAUUGCGGUAUGUUUGUCGAAAACAACAACAAAAACAAAAAUAUAACAACGACAAGGAGAAAUAAAAACACAAAAACAGGUUUGGUUAAUAAUAACAGUUCUUUCCUCUUAAAAUAUAUAGCUUUCCAUAUUAGAAGGGUCAACAUGAUUUAGUUAACGAUUAUUUUUGUUUUAAAAAAUCAGUAGUUAUUGUUCGUUUUAGUGUUAUUUGACAGGCUAAUCAUUUCGGUUGUUAAUUGUCAAGAAUUAUGUUUAAUUUCAUAAUCGACUAUACACAUAACUUACAUUACAUAUGUAAAUUAUAACAUUUUUCAGGGUGAUUGACAUGUUUAAUUGUAUUUUAAGAAUUAAGUUCAUGUACACAAUUUUGAGAAGAAAAGAAAAAUAUUUUUAUGAUACUUAUACAGUUAAGACAGAAAAAAAGUGUAACGACUGGAAUUAAACAUAUUUGCAUGUGUGUUCUUUAUAUAAUUUGUAUAAAAGCAGAUGGUAUCGUUAAAGUUACUAUAACUCAUCAUUUAAUUGUACAUUCCCACGUUUGCUAUUAGCCAUAUAUAUAUAUUGUAUACUUGGCCAAGAAUUGUAAUAUUUUAGCAGAUAUUCCAUUCUGAUUGUUCUAUAA